This is a messenger RNA of Suillus paluster, 586 nucleotides long. RefSeq lists its product as uncharacterized. The record is from RefSeq and is a predicted model, not a curated record. NCBI's taxonomy places the organism in Eukaryota, Fungi, Basidiomycota, Agaricomycetes, Boletales, Suillaceae. Bases 176 to 364 code for a protein of 62 amino acids. The transcript is spliced from 2 exons.
UGAUUGUUAUGUCUUUACUCACUUUCCUGUUCUUCACUGGCUUGUCUCGGGUGAUACCCCAAUUGACCUCGCUGCUACCUCGCACUGCAUACUAUCUCUGGGGCGACGAGCGGGUAUUGAAUCACUGGAUGGACCAUGCGGCAGCCAGUGUGAGGGAGUUGUAGUGAUUGGCGGCAUGGACGUGGGUAUCCUUUACGUUGUCUGGACUGAGGCACAAGGGCAGCAUGACCUUGGCCUGUCAAGUCCUCCUCAAGAUUCGUUGUUCAACUUUUGUCCAAUUGUAUUAUGUCUCUCGUACAUACUUUAUUUCUCUUACCGCUUUCUUAUGGAUCUGAUCCUCCGCUCACGUACUUUAUUUUCUUGACACGCUGGAAUACUUGUACAAUGCCAAAUCGACGACGCACCUUCCACUGGUCCGCGGCAAGUCCGCGGUGAUGUCCGCUUAAUUAUUGCUGUGGCUGUCGGCAUCUCCUAAAAAAAAGUGUGCGAGUGCGCAUCACACAAAUUUCGAUCUGUUUCUCGGCAACGGGAGGGCCGCCUUGCAAGCGAUACAGUUAUCUAUCAACACAUCUCCCGCAUUCACAAC